AUGGUCAUUGGAGUGACUAUUUCUGGUAAUCAUGAUGCUGAUGACAUUGUUUUUAAUUUGUCAACACAUGUUUUGACCACAGAUGAAUUUUAUGUUUUAAAUAAAGGUCUGUCGUUUGUUCCUAGUAGAGAGAGUAACUAUCAAGAAGCAGUGAUGGACCUUAUGCUCUUCUGUAGGGGCGUAGCACUCAAAAAUAUGUUUGGCAACAAUGUGGUUCAAAAGUCUGUAUUAAGACAGCCCAGUACUUUUGUUCCCCCACUUACACCCUCUUUGCAAUUAUUUGUUAAUGCUUGUGAAAAAGAUUUGCUAGAUUAUUUUCAUAAAGGACAUACUCACAGGUACCAUAAUUUAACUUCAGCUCAGAGACAAGCUCUACAUGAUUUAAGUGAGAAUAGAGAAAUUGUGAUUAAAAUGGCAGACAAAGGAGGUGCCAUAGUUGUAAUGGACACCACCUUUUACAAUAACAAAUUGACACACAUACUCUCUGACUCUUGCACUUAUGUCCCUAUGAAUCCUUUAAUGGUUAAACAUCUGAUAGACAAAGUCCACCAAACUCUGGAACAACUUUUAAAUGAUAUGGUUAUUAGUAAGGAACUAUAUAAUUUCCUUAAAGUGGAAGGUGUGGUCACACCACUUUUGAAAGGGUUACCAAAGAUACAUAAGUCUUUGACAGACCCCCCUUUACGACCCAUAGUGUCAGGUAGAAAAUGGGUGACAGAAAAUGCUUCCAUUUGGCUAGAAAUCACACUUAGACCAUAUGUUGAAAAAAUGGAUAACAUACUUUUAGAUACGGGUGGAUUUUUGAAAGCACUUGGUGAGAUAGAUAGGGCCACCCCCAAGGUGUGUCACCUCAUAGUCACACUAGAUGUGCAGAGUCUUUUUACCGUCAUUAAUAAUGAUUAUGGCAUUUUGGCUAUUAGGACACCUUUGAAGGAUAAUGGAGCUACAGAUCACAAUAUUACCCAGAUUAUUACAAUGUUAAAUUUGGAACAACCUCAGCUCAGCUGGACAGAUGAUCUACCUCUCUGCCAUCUCUCGGGUGUAGGCUCCUCUCCAAACUGUGCAUAUAGUGCUGAUGGGAAGGGGAAAGAAGAACGUGCCUAUGAGGAUGGUUGGCUUAAAUUUAGGACUGAGAAUGACUGCUUUCUUUAUGGUGUAGUUAACGGGUAUGGAGGAAAACGAGUUGCAGACUUAGUUGCUCAGCGACUGCCAGCAGAGUUGCUGUUGGGGCAGUUGAAUGCUAAUCAUAGUGAUGCCGACGUACAGAGGGUUCUGUUACAGGCUUUUGAUGUAGUUGAGCGGAGUUGUUUAGAAUCCAUCGAUGAUGGUAUAGCUGAAAAGACCAACUUACAAUCCCAGCUGCCUGAGAGUGCUCUUCGUCACCAGUUAGCCUCGCAAUUUCAGAAGAUAGUUGAACGACUGAAUGUGGUAGAGCAAGAGAUCUUAGGAGGAGCUAUGGCCAUUGUUGCUCUGAUUUUGAGCAACAGGCUGUUCAUUGCCAAUGUUGGAACAAAUCGAGCACUCCUUUGCAAGUCUACUGUGGAUGGACUGCAAGUGACCCAGCUCAGCAUAGACCACACAACUGACAAUGAAGAUGAACUCUUUCGGCUCUCCCAACUCGGUCUGGAUGCAGGAAGAAUAAAACAAGUUGGAGCAAUUGGAGGCCAAGACAGUACCAGGCGAAUAGGAGAUUACAAAAUGAAAUAUGAAUACAGUGAUAUUGAACUGUUGAGUGCUGCAAAGUCCAAGCCAAUCACAGCAGAGCCAGAAAUCCAUGGUGGACUACCUCUGGAUGGUGUUACAGGCUUUCUGUUAUUGAUGUCUGAAGGUUUUUACAAAGCUUUGGAUUCUGCCCAUGGACCAGGACAAGCUAACCAGGAGAUUGCUGCAAUGGUGGCCACAGAGUUCGCUAAGCAGACAACCCUUGAUGAAGUUGCACAGGCUGUUGUGGACCGUGUGAAGCGCAUUCACAGAGACACCUUUGUCAGUGGAGCUGAGCGAUCCCGAUUUUGCAACAAACAUGAAGACAUGACACUACUUGUGAGAAACUUUGGCUACUUGCUGGGGGAGAUGAGCCAGUGCACAUUAACCCCAACACAAGGAGGUCGAAUUUAUCCAGUAUCUGUUCCAUACUACAACAACCAGAGUACAAGCAAAACAAGUGUUACUCUUUCCCUUGUCAUGCCAUCUCAGUCACCAAUGGUAAAUGGAAGCCAUAGCAGCUGCACUCUAGAUGAAGUCACACCGACUCUAACCAAUCAGAGUCCAACAGCAACACUUCAGUCUACAAAUACUCAUACUCAGAGCAGCAGCUCUAGUUCAGAUGGGGGACUGUUCCGUCACCGCCCACCCCAUAGUCUACAACCUGAUGAGGAUGGCAAAGUUGAACCUUAUGUGGAUUUUUCAGAAUUUUAUCGUCUCUGGAACAUGGAUCAUGGUGACCAGACUACACCAGUUAUAGCACAAUGAAAAGCAUAAUAGAAAUCCGUCUAGAAGAAGAAGCAUGUUGGGUGCCGGACACCUUAUGCUUCCACUGCAAUGUUAAGACAUGUAUCAAAAAUGUGGAAAAGCUUCAUUCUUUGGCUAUUAAACAAAAGUGAAUAGUCUUGGGAUCACCAACUUUUAGCGUAGUUUACAAGUUCCUCACUUUGAACAUGUUAUGGUUCUGUGUUACAGAUACUGAAUUUUCUUUUGAACAGCCUCAUUCGUACACCAAAAGCUGGAUAUCAGAGCCUUUCUGAGCCUACCAUUUUUGGUAAUCUAUGGACUGGUCCUGACAUCUGCCAGUAGCUCCAGAGUGCAGUUUUGCACACACAAGGAAAUCCUGCUGCUUCACCAUGUAUUUAUUUAUUUUUUUAUCAAAAGUAAAGGAGGGUAGUAUCUUUAGACGACACAGGAUUUGGAGUAACUCAUAAUGCUUAUGUAGUGGAGGUUAUGGAAGUAAUGUUGAUUUAAGUGAGAGAGAUUUGUCAAUUAUAUUGGUUUCCAGAACAGACAAACUUCCAGGCAACUGAGCAUGAACUGGAACACUAAGUCUCUAAUGCUUCUGCAGCCUAGUUCAACACUGGUUAUUCAGACUUCCUUUGGAAGUUUACACUGUACCCCUAGCUGCAGAUCAUAGAGACAUUCCAGGUUUCCCAGCCUAAUGUCAUCUUUAUUAAUAUUUAAUUGUAUUUUGUAUUUAAUGCUGAUAAGUGCCUGAUAAUCAUGUUUAGCAUAAAAUAAAACAAACUCAGAAAAUC
This is a messenger RNA of Protopterus annectens (West African lungfish), 3242 nucleotides long. RefSeq names its product TGF-beta activated kinase 1 (MAP3K7) binding protein 1 (gene TAB1). NCBI's taxonomy places the organism in Eukaryota, Metazoa, Chordata, Ceratodontiformes, Protopteridae. The record is from RefSeq and is a predicted model, not a curated record. The coding region runs from base 1 to 2469 and encodes 822 amino acids. The transcript has 11 exons.